GAAUUUUGAAUUGAAGUUCGAGCAAAAGGAUACUAAAAUUAAACAAAAGACCUUUAAUUCUGUUUUUAAAAGAUUUUCUGAUUUAAAUUCAUUGAAAUAUAUAAAGAAGUUAUAUUGAAGAACAUUUUCAGUUGAAAAAAAUGGACUCUUCACAGAACUGUUCAAUAACUCCUCGACGAUCACGGCGUCUGAGAAAAAAUGAAAACUCAUCCUCUCCUAAGACGCCUCCUGUUGAAGAAGUUGAAAAGAAAGUCCGUGGUCCACGAUCAAUGGCAAAACUUAAUAGGUCUAAACAAGUUCUUGAACGAACGGUUUCUGAGCCUUUAACAUUGAUGAAUGAUCAACGGACUGAAAAUUCUCUAUCAUCUAUAUCGAUUAUUAAAGAUGGAUCAUUGAGGGCAACUAAUAGUGAAGACUUUCACACAAAAACUGAAGAAAGUUUGGAGAAAAUUUCAGACGUUUCAACUGAAUCUACUUCCUCAUCUCGUGGUAAAAAAAAUAAAGUUGCUAAACAAAAACGAGGUAAAAAACGAAAACAAAACGAAUCAUCAUCCUUCGAAAAGUCACAAGAGCAACAGCUUGAAAGCACAAUAGAAAUGUCGGAAAAUAGUUCAUUAUUUAGAGAUAACACAAUCAUCGAAAUGAAUCCUUUAACUGAAGAAGCAGAUGAAGGUAAAUUAGACGAAAAACGUCCUCUUACUCCUGUUGUGGAGGUUCCUGAAUUUUCAGUUGCUCCCACACAUCCAUCAGAUGAAAACGUCAUUGAAAAAACUUCUGAAGCAACUGGUGAAGUUAAAGCUGUAGAAACAUCUUUGAUAAAAGUCCCAGAAAUAAAAGUAAGUGAUGAUGUCUUCACAAAUUCUGAAGAAAAAAAAGACGUUGAGACAGCAGAACAGAAAAUUUCAGUUAAAGAAGAAAAAAUUGAAGAAGUUUUUCAAUUAUCACCAAAUUCCAAGAAAAAAAUGAAUGAAACACCACAACUGAUGGAUGAAAGCAUCAUUUCUGUUCCAGAAUCACCUCCACCUACUUCUCCAACUCAGAAAAAAGAUGCGACAUUCAGUCCUGUUGUUGACACUUCAAUCAACGAUUCACGUCCAAUUAUUGAUGAUUUUAUUACUGCUCCGAAUCCGGUUAAAAACGUUGCUUUACGAACUAGUACACCUUUGGGGAAUAAAUCAAAGAGCAUUGCAACGAGAAGUUCAACACCAUCAGCUCGAUUGUUGAGCAAAAUUAUAUCAACAAAAUUCAAAGAUGAGAAAACUGUCAAUGAAAGUGUUAACAAGCAAUUGAAAGUUCCAUCAGAUCCAUUAGAAAAAAGUAUUUUGAAGAGUUCACGUCGUAAGCGGUCAAUGUCAGUUGCUGAUAGCGAAUCUUUCAUGCAAAAGCGGGUCAUGUUUAACAGUCCACAAUUUAUGGAAAUCGGAACAAUUGAUGAGAAAAUGAUUGCUUCAUUCAUUGAAGAGAAAGAGAAUUCAAUGAUGAUAAAGGCUGCUAAUUCAUCACGUCGUAAGCGAUCAAUGUCAACUGGAACGCCAGCAAAAGUUCUUGAACGUCAAGUAACACGCGUUAAAAUGCCGAAUUUCAAGGCGAUCCAUGAGCAACAGUUCCAGAAAAUGGAAUCUAUUGCUGAUCAUGCAAAACGUAGAGAAGAACGUGCCAAGAAGCUGGUAACGCCUACACCCGAUCAUAAGAUUCUCAAGUCGAAAAUUCCAACAUUCAAUAAUCGUAAAGCCUUGACUGGCACAUUGUCAAGUGAAAAUAUGUCAAUGUUUCCAAGUCGAACAUUGAAGCGAUCAUUGUCAGCAAAUGCUGAUGAACCAAUCAAGAAGAAAACUUUAAUGAACAUGAAACAUACGAUUGAAAAAAAUGCUGGAUCUUCGACAAGCCUUUGUAAGAGUGUUGCUGUUGUUAGAGGUUUUCAACGUUCGAAUAGUGAAAAUGUCAAGACGACAACCUCAGCUGCAGCAAAUGUCACAAUAUCUUAUUUCUCUGAAAAGAAAAAAGAAACUGAAAAUGGCAGCAACUCUACUGAAAUGAAUCGCAAAAAGGUCGAAGAACGUCAAGAAAGAAACAUGUCGCUCUACAAGUCAAGAAAUCAAGUUCAACAAACUUCUAUUGAUCAGCGUAAAAAACGACAAAAUAUGUUAGUGGGAGUUCGUUUAAAUCGUCGAUUUGAGCUUCAAAUGCAACAUCGCCUUGAACAUGAAAACAAAUAAGAUCAUUUGUGUUGUUUAUCAGUCUUUAUAAUAUCUAAUAUGUCUUAUCCAAUUUAUUUUUGUGGUUUUUUGAAAGUUUACAUUAUUAAUUUUCUCAUUAUAUUUUCGUUAACAAUAUUAAUAUGAGCCUUAUAAUUAUUUAGAAGUUUUUACUUUUCAUUAUUUUUCAUAUUUUUCCUUAUAAAACAAAAGCAAAUAAAAUAUCUAACAGAUUUAAUUAACCACUUAAA
Clunio marinus is the source of this 2446-nucleotide messenger RNA. The record is from the annotation of a GenBank genome assembly. Lineage: Eukaryota; Metazoa; Arthropoda; Insecta; Diptera; Chironomidae.